AGAUGUAUUUUUGCAUGUAUAUUUAUGUGGAAAUGCAAUUUGUAGGAAAAUAAAGUUCAGAAAAUAAUUUAAUGGUAGCAUAUUAGGCCUAUUCACCUUAUUCCUAACUUAAAAAGAACCAACAGCAGCAGAAAAGUCAAGGACACGAGGACAGGAUUUCAACCAUAGACUGUAAAAAAUAGCUCUUCUUUGGUUGAAAUCCUGUAAAAUAAUUUUUUACAGUCUAUGCCAAAGAGUCAAAAACCAGUCAACGUCACUCUGAUUGGCUGAGGCAGCACAUCAGCAUAACCCAACCAGUAAACGCCCCUCUAAUUGGGCGAGGCAACACGUCAGGCAUUUUGGCGCGAUUCAAGCAUUGCAGAAUAACGGCACUGCACACAGCUCUUCAGCCUGCAUCGCUGGUGAACCCAUCGAUUCCUCUAAAUUGAAGGUAAGUUCGGUCAGCCUAGUGAAUUCUAUGUCCAUGCGUACAUAUAGUGUUAGGUAGAUUAGCGUUAUUGUCUUAAACUUCACAAACCUGCUGUGGUUACAGCCGCGAAUGGUCAAGGGCGUUAGCCUUAACGGCACACAAUUUAUUUAUUUUUUUUUGCGUUAGCUUGCUGCUCUUGGUUCAUGUUCAGUUUCGAUGUUAUUUUAGCUGUCCAUGAGAGAACAUGUCAAUUUGAACAAUUUGGGACACUAAACUGCACGUAUAACGUUACCGCUAGCAGAAUGGCCUGGAGUUCUGACUGACUAGCUCGUUGCUAACUAACGGUAACUAGCGUCCAUACGUUAUACGGGGUGCACAGAUGAUGCAAGGUUGGUUGAUACCCUCAGUCACUUUUAUCGUCCAUGAAAGGAACAUGAUACGUUUUAUUGUAAACCAUUAGAGGUGUUUUGUCUCUGAUACCACCCCAUUGGUACAAGAAGCAAACACGUAACGUUAUGUUGCACGUUGUUAUCUGUCUGCUAGCUAGCUAACGUACCAUUCUACGAUUUCGUUUUGGGUGUUCUAUGGGCUUUUCCCAACGCAUUCACUCUUGAAUAUCGUCAGAAAUUAGGAAAAUUAAUAUGUAACGGGUCAUAAACUCAGCGCGUAAUUUGCGUGUAUGCUCUAGGCCAGUGGUUCUCAAUGUGGGGCGCGCCCCUCAGGGGGGAUGGGGUUUACUGAAGGUUACUGCGCGGGAGAUCAGCAGAAAAAAAGGGGGAAAAAAAUAGGCACUCUCCAAAGCUGCUAUUUUGGCAGACAAACAAGAGAGCGCCAGAGCGGCUGUAGCAUUGGUAUCGAUAGCGGUCGAAUGAUUAUUUAAAGCCAGACUGUUUAAACCUAAAUAUUUCAACAUAGUGGACAGCUGCUGUGCGCCUGGAUGCCAUAACAGAAACAUUUGUGAUUAAAGGGUUAAGAUUUCAUGACAUUUAUUGUGUCUACUGUACUCACAGUGAUAUAGCUAUGCUGGUUAACGUUACCUACAAACAAGGACAGCUAGGGUCGAUUACGUUAGCUAAUCGUCUAAUUAUGAUUACGUCUGUAUAAAACGUUACUCCGUUUGCAGUGUGUUUGCGGUGCGUGAGCAGUGGGCACUAACGUUAGUGCUUUCACAUGCUGCGUUUGAUCCACGGCUGUACCACAAACAACAUUUAUUCAACUGGUUGGUCUGACAACUUUAAGGUUUUAACCCAUUAUUUUUGUCUCUCGGGUGCUGUAAGGAGUGAAGUGUUAUUCCCUGUUAGGAGAUAAACCACCUAAACAAGAUGACUUUGAGAGUAAGACAGUGGCGAAAACGCCAAAGAGAACUGGAUCAACUACUAUGUUAUUCUGGCAGUGAUGAAGAGGGCAUUGAAAAUAAUGGCAACAGUGUGUCUGGGACUCAAAGUAGUUUCAGCAGUGACGGUGUGCCUGGGACCCCAGAUAGUUUAAUGAGUGACGGUGUUCUUGGGACAUCAGAUGAUUUUGACUUUGACACUGAUGUGGACUAUUGCUCUACUGACUCUGAACAGGAACCAAAUGAAACUGAAGUGACCAGCUUUGAGGACGAACUGAGACAGUGGGCCUUAGAGUACAGAUUGACACACAGAGCGCUUAAUGGUCUAUUGUCCAUAUUAAGAAAGCAAGGGCACUUAUUGCCCGCGGAUUGCCGGACACUCCUUGCUACACCACGGCAUAACACAACAGAGCCUAAAUGUGGUGGGCAGUACAAGUACUACGGCUUAGAAAAGGGUAUUUGUCAUUAUUUAAGUCAGAUGGAGAGCAAUGAAGUGCACCUCAGCGUAAACGUUGAUGGCAUCCCACUUUUCAGAAGUAGUGGUGUCCAAUUCUGGCCAAUACUGGUGAAGUGUGGCCAUUUUGAUCCAUUCAUUGUAGCCAUGUUUAGUGGACAAAGUAAGCCAAGUCCUCUUGAGGAGUAUUUAAAAGACUUUGUGACUGAAUACAAACAUCUGAAGGACAAUGGAAUAGUUUUUAAAGGCCAGACUUACACUGUCAAUAUUGAUACACUGAUAUGUGAUGCGCCAGCAAGGGCAUAUCUGAAGUGUAUUAAGGGUCAUACUGCCUAUGAGAGUUGUGAAAGAUAUUUAAUCAGAGGUACUCGUGUUGAGAGAAGAAUAGUUUUCAGUGAACAGGAAUGCACUUCUCGAACAGAUGACUGUUUCUCCAGAGUGGAGUACGGGAACCACCAAACCGGUAUCAGCCCCUUCAUUGCUGCAGGAAUUCCUUGCAUAAGCUCUUUUGUCCUGGAUUAUAUGCAUAUCGUCUGCUUGGGAGUAGUUAGGCGCCUGUUAAUUUACUUGACUCGUGGCCCAAAAGUCUGCCGUUUAUCUGUGAGGCAAAAGGAUGCAAUUUCUCAAAAACUAAUUGCACUGAGAGGGAAGAUGCCAAGUGAAUUUGCUCGACAACCGCGGGGUUUGCAUGAAAUUGAUAGGUGGAAAGCCACUGAGCUAAGGCAGUUUUUGCUGUACACAGGUCGUGUGGUUUUGAAAACUGUGUUAUCCCCUGAAAAAUACAAACAUUUCUUGUCCUUGACCGUAUCCAUGUCGAUAAUGCUGGAGUCAGAUGAGCGGAUUCGAAAUGCCUAUCUCCAAUAUUCUCAAGAACUAAUCAAACAUUUUGUCAUGACCUGUUCUGACCUGUAUGGCAAGACCUUUCCUGUAUACAAUGUACAUGGACUAAUUCAUCUCCAAGAGGAUGCCAGCCACUUCAACUGUUCCUUAAAUGACAUUUCCUGUUUUCCAUUUGAAAACUACCUGCAGCAAGUCAAGAAACACGUGAGGAGCGGGAGAAGUCCCUUGGAACAAGUGACUAGGCGUUUGUCUGAAAUGGAGCAAUCAGAAGUGGACAAUAGCCAAAGACACCCUAAAGUGUUUGCCUCUGUUAAAGAAAAGGACAGUUGUUUUCUUUUGAGGGACAACAGCUUUGCUUUUGUUCGACAGAAAAAUGAAGACGGGACUUUUGCUUGUGACAUUCUGCGCCAGCGCCACACUUCACCAUUAUUUCACCAACCGUGUAGCUCUGGACUUCUGAACAUAGUGUGCAUAGGAAAUGGUCAUGUCAGGAUGAAAAAUGCACUACUGCAAGAAAGGGAUCUGUUCCGGAAGGUGGCCUGCCUGCCACAAGAAGCUGGUGGUGUUGUCCUUAUACCCCUUCGCCAUGGUCUGGAACACACAUAUUAAGGUUACAUUUUCUUAUUCUUUAAGCUAGAUUCCAUCAGGGAUCAUAUCUGAUCACCUGUUUCCAUCCGUUUGUUUACUGUAUCUUCGGUGACUCCUGCAUGUCCUUUCUCGCUUUAUCCAUAAACCUCCCCGAGCCUCUCUCUGUUCUCUUGCCACAAUAUCCUACUCCCAAUGUAACCCUCAUCGCUCUUCCAUUCAUGUCCAAACCCUCUCAACCUCUAAACUUUGAACUAAAAUGUUAAAAACGUCUCCUUUCCAGGUCAUGUACACGAGGGCUGUUUGGAGGGAGGGUACCCAAGAGAAGGAGGGUGUAGUUCCUGACAGUAGGAUCGACAGAGAAAUGAGAACCGUCAGAUGGCCACGUAAAAUGAGCGUUACAAAAACAGAAAAAGCCAUUA
Messenger RNA from Onychostoma macrolepis, 4043 nucleotides. RefSeq lists its product as uncharacterized. The transcript has 2 exons. NCBI's taxonomy places the organism in Eukaryota, Metazoa, Chordata, Actinopteri, Cypriniformes, Cyprinidae. Bases 1732 to 3645 code for a protein of 637 amino acids. The record is from RefSeq and is a predicted model, not a curated record.